This is a messenger RNA of Phlebotomus papatasi, 1589 nucleotides long. RefSeq names its product beta-1,3-galactosyltransferase brn. Gene Ontology annotation, molecular function: UDP-glycosyltransferase activity; hexosyltransferase activity. NCBI's taxonomy places the organism in Eukaryota, Metazoa, Arthropoda, Insecta, Diptera, Psychodidae. The transcript has 2 exons. Gene Ontology annotation, cellular component: membrane. Bases 80 to 1390 code for a protein of 436 amino acids. The record is from RefSeq and is a predicted model, not a curated record.
GUACUCACCAGUUUAGUUUCAAAGGUGACAGCCGGGCUGGGCAGUGCUGGGCCGAGGAAUUCCUGCCCGCGAAAGAGAAAUGUUCCUCCCGCGCUGUUUUGCCCGCUUCCUCAAUUGUGUACGCGUGAAGCACAUCUUGACUGUGAUUGUGUUCCUGUUGCUCCUCAAUUUCUUUGGUGUUUUCACGCAUCUCUUCGAGAAAGACUUCUACACAGAUUUCCACUAUCCCCUCGAGGGUGACAUCCCACAAUUUGCUGACCAGGUGCGUCGUGGCCAGAAACCCGGAGUGGCUCCCAUCACCAGUUACAACUAUACAUUUGUCCACAAUCCCAGCCACAAAUGCAGAGACAAAGAUUUUCAUGUGUCGCCACGCCUUGUCUUCCUGGUAAAGAGUGCCAUGCGCAAUUUCAAGCGCCGGAAUGCCAUCAGGGCUACUUGGGGCUUUGAACGACGCUUCUCCGACGUCACUGUGCGCACGGUAUUUCUCCUAGGGACGUCUGAUGACCAGGAGACGCAGAAACUCAUAGACAUUGAAGCCACGAGCUACAGAGAUGUCUUACAGGCUGAUUUCCUGGACACCUAUUUCAAUAACACCAUCAAGACCAUGAUUGGUUUCCGCUGGGCUGUGGAUUUCUGCCCACGAUCUCGAUACUAUAUGCUAGUGGACGAUGACUUCUACGUGAGCACCAAAAAUGUCUUGCGUUUUGUGCGGAAUCCCGUUCACUAUCCGGAAUACCUUGAGGAAGCGGAUGAGACCAUCCGGCAGCUGGCGAGGAAGCUCACCCUGACUGCUGGAAAUGCUUCAGGGGCUGUUGAUAAACGAGAAGUGCAGGAAGUGCUAGAGAAUCAUCCAGUUGCCCACUCUGUGGACAGUAGGAAGCAUCUGUGGCAGUUAAGGCAGCAUUUACUGGCUCCUGAAGGACCAGCAAAAACGGCAGAUUUUGUAUCUGAAAAAGCGGCCAAGGCUCCAGAGCGACAACUUCUGGAAAUGGAUCUUCCCUCGGAUGUCCGGCUGUUUGCAGGAUUUGUGUUCACCUCAGCUCCACAUCGGCAUCGCACCAGUAAGUGGUAUGUAGACCUUGAGGAGUAUCGGUGGCAUAUGUGGCCACCCUAUGUCUCAGCAGGAGCCUGCAUAUUGUCUCGAGAGGCACUUUUCCAGCUCUACUUUGCCAGCAUGUUUACCAAACAUUUUAGAUUCGAUGAUAUUUACCUGGGAAUUGUUGCCAUGAAAGUCAAUAUUGAACCUCUGCACUCUGAGGAAUUUUACUUCCAGAAAUUGACUUACAGUGGGCCCCACAGCUAUCGGUACACAAUAGCCUCACACGGAUACGAUGAUCCUGAUGAAUUGGCCAAGGUGUGGGCGGAGGUUAAAGCAGCCGGUCAUGCAUAAUUUAGCAGAUAAUUACUAGUUGAUAUUACUUCAUUUUGUGAUCAAUAACUUGAAUGCAGUUUGCCCAUUAGAAUCUCAUAAGAAUUGCCAAAAGAAUCUCAGCUAAAACGUCCUGUAUAAUGAAUCCGGGGAAGUAUACUUUUCCCAUUGGAAUGCUUGUUGGGAACAAUAAAGUUCAAUGAUUUUUUUUAAUAAUUGA